UCUGCUAUCGGUUUCUGUGGCAACUCGGCGCCAUCCGAGUUACAACUUUUCAAGCUCAUAACUUGCUCGACGUUUCGGGCAUUUUUGAAAAGGAAAAUGGAGAGUAAAAAUCGAAAUAACGCUUCUACGGGAAAGAACAAUGAAAACAAGAUACCCUUAACACUUGAUCAAAUCAAUUCUGAUCGUGUUACACAGGUUGCUUCAAAAUACUGGGCGCCACAAACUAUUGGAAACCACAUGGAGUUUGAUGGCGAUAUUGUUGACCAAAUUUAUCAAGAAGAAAUUCAAGGUGCAAGAUUCAUGAUUCGAAGAAUCAUGAUGCUUGAAUUUAGCCAAUACCUUGAAAAUUACUUAUGGCCAAAUUACAGACCCGGGAGUUCCUCAGCAUAUCAUGUAUUAUCAAUAGUUAUCAUGGUUAAUGAAAAAUUCAGAGAGCGAGUAUCAGCGUGGCAGAUCUUUCAAAAACUGCCAGACAAUUUUCCAAGUUUUUUUAAACAGUUGAUGGAAAUGUCACUUGAUGAAAAGUGGGGGCUUACUUUUAAGGAGCGAACCAUAAUUCUCAUCUUUUUCAACCACUGUUUCAAUAGCCUUGAAAUUGAUCUAAUUCGUGAUCAAGUUCAGAAAUUGGUUUCACUAUCAAUCUGGACUUGCCUACCAGAGGGAAGGCGAGAGCAAGAACUGAAUAGUUUUCCUAAACUAAAAAAGUUUUGGAAAGUUAUACAGAAAAAAGAUGCUAAGGAGAAUGAGGAAUCAAGAACUAAAAUUGAAUUUGAACGUAGAUUUCUUCAGCGUCUGAUGCAAAAAUUCCUUUCUCUUUUAGCCACCAUUCCGUUAGAAGGAGACAUUGACAUCGAGGCAGUCCAUUACUGUGAGCGCUUCUUAGAACUACUAAUCGAUUUAGAAGCUUUACUACCCACUCGCCGCUUUUUCAAUGUCGUAAUGGACGAUUGCCAUCUGGUCACGCGUUGCCAUCUGUCUUCAUUAAAUCACCGCAGUGAAGGAAAACUUUUUGCACAGCUGUUGGAUAUGCUCAAAUUCUACGCUCAUUUUGAAAUCAAUGAUCAAACCGGCGAUCCGCUGACGGACCGCGAUAUGAUGCAACUCCAUUAUGAUCGCAUCACGGCGCUCCAGAAGGCCGCGUUCGUUAAAUACUCGGAAUUGAGGCGGUUCGCGUUGACCAAUGUGGCUAGCAUCAAUACCCGUGAAGCCCUCACAAAACACUUCGACGGUCUCAGCACGACGGUGCUGCAAGAUGUGGCGGCUUACCUCAAGCUGUUGCCACCCCCAGACAAUUCGGAUAAAGACGAAAAGGAUAAACAAUUUCUCAUGGAACUCUUGAUAUCCCGUCACGAAAGACGUGCUUCUCAACUGGAGGCACUGAAUGAAAUGCCAUUGUAUCCCACCGAGGAUAUCAUCUGGAACGAGAACAUUGUUCCGACUGAAUAUUUUUCGGGUGAAGGCUGUCUGGCCCUGCCUAAACUGAACUUGCAAUUCCUAACGUUACACGAUUACUUGUUACGUAACUUCAACCUGUUUCGAUUGGAGUCGACCUAUGAAAUUCGUCAAGACAUUGAGGAUUCCGUCUUUCGCAUGAAACCCUGGAAGGGCGAAGAUGGCAACGUCGUGUUUGGCGGAUGGGCCAGAAUGGCUCAGCCCAUAACAGCCUUCUCCGUUGUCGAGGUGGGAAAACCAAACAUUGGUGAGAAACAGCCUUCGCGUGUGCGAGCCGAUGUAUCGGUCAUCCUCGACGUCCGCAACGAUGUCAAGCAUGAGUGGGAAAACUUGCGCAAACAUGACGCAUGCUUUCUUCUCACGGUUCGCCCACCUGGCCCACCCGGAACUCACUUCAAUUUCAGAGAGCCAUUUGUACCGCAAGUUGGCUUGGUCUACGUCAGAGGUUGCGAGGUCGAAGGAAUGCUAGAUCACCUAGGUAGAAUUAUCGAAGAAGGACCAGAUCCUAGGCCUAAAAUACCAGGUGGAAACAGAACGUUCCGCGUUUGGCUGGACUGCAAUCAAUACAAAUUAGAUAUGGAUCGCGUCUCGCAGAAUGGAGAAGACGUUUACGACACUUUCAAUAUCUUGAUGCGACGCAAACCAAAAGAGAACAAUUUCAAAGCGGUGCUGGAAACAAUCCGAGAUUUAAUGAACACGGAUUGCGUUGUCCCCGAAUGGCUGCAUGACAUUAUUCUCGGCUACGGUGAUCCAGGAGCUGCCCACUAUUCGAAAAUGCCUAAUCAGAUUCCAGCAUUGGAUUUCAACGAUACGUUCUUAAGUUAUGCUCACCUUAAGGAAAGCUUCCCCGACCACGAAAUCCGCUCUAAUGAAGAAGACGGAAAAGCUGAAGAAAAAGAAGGAGGGCAAGACGGUCCGACGAAAUUGGUCCCACCGUUCCGGUUAACUUUCAAUCUACAAGGAAAAGAUAUUUUAGUUGAACCCCAUGUCAUACCCAGUCGUGGCCCUUACCCGUUUAAUGAGCCCAAAAAGAAUGCCGUGCGUUUCACGCCGACCCAAAUCGAAGCCAUCCGUUCUGGUAUGCAACCUGGUUUGACAAUGGUGGUUGGACCUCCUGGUACCGGUAAAACGGACGUUGCCGUCCAGAUUAUCUCCAACAUUUAUCACAAUUUCCCCGAGCAGCGGACCCUUAUCGUCACUCAUUCCAAUAUGGCGCUCAAUCAGUUAUUUGAGAAGAUCAUGGCGCUAGACAUCGACGAGCGUCAUUUGCUCCGUAUGGGUCACGGCGAAGAAGAGCUGGAAACUGAAAAAGACUUUAGCCGUUACGGUAGAGUGAAUUACGUGCUGGCCAAGCGCUUGGAAUUGCUGGAUCAGGUUCAGCGAUUGCAGCAGUCCCUCGGAGUGACCGGAGAUGUGGCCUACACGUGCGAAACAGCUGGCCAUUUUUUCCGCCUUCACAUUUUAGCUCGCUGGGAAGAAUACCUUGCCCGCGUCAGAAGCGACAAGAGCAGCGGAGUCACCGUCGAGGAUGUCGGCCGCUUUUUCCCGUUUGCCAAGUUCUUUGACGAUGCGCCACAGCCAAUAUUCAAGGGUUGCAGUUACGUUGAGGAUAUGGAAAUCGCUGAUGGCUGCUGGCGCUUCAUUCGCAAGAUUUUCAGUCAAUUGGAAGAGUUCCGGGCUUUCGAGCUAUUGCGAAGCGGACUUGAUCGAUCGCGAUACCUGCUGGUCCGCGAGGCCAAAAUUAUAGCCAUGACCUGUACGCAUGCGGCCCUCAAGCGCAGAGAGUUAGUAGAAUUGGGUUUCAAGUACGAUAACAUCUUGAUGGAAGAAGCAGCCCAGAUCCUGGAGAUUGAGACCUUCAUUCCGCUGUUACUGCAAACACCACAGGAUGGUUUCAACCGACUCAAACGUUGGAUCAUGAUCGGUGAUCACCACCAACUGCCUCCCGUCAUUAAAAAUAUGGCGUUCCAAAAGUAUUCCAAUAUGGAACAGUCGCUGUUUACUCGCGUCGUGCGCCUGGGAGUGCCCACUGUCGAUCUAGAUGCACAGGGACGUGCCAGACCGAGCCUCUGCUCUUUGUAUCAAUGGCGUUACAAGAAGCUGGGCAACCUGGAACACGUCACGAGUGGACCCGAAUACCGCGUGGCUAACACUGGAUUCGUCUACGAUUUCCAGUUGAUCAACGUUGACGAUUUCCAGGGUGUUGGAGAAUCCGAACCCAAUCCGUAUUUUUUCCAAAACUUGGCCGAGGCUGAAUAUGUCGUGGCCGUGUUCAUGUACAUGCGGCUCUUGGGUUAUCCGGCCGAAAAGAUCUCUAUCCUGACAACUUACAACGGACAGAAACAUCUGAUCCGCGACGUCGUCAACACUCGCUGCGCCAGCAACCCGCUCAUAGGCAGGCCGAGCAAGAUCGACACGGUCGACAAAUAUCAGGGUCAACAAAACGAUUACAUUCUCCUGUCGCUGGUGAAAACCCGAGCAGUCGGUCAUUUACGUGACGUCCGUCGUCUGGUGGUGGCCACCUCGCGUGCCCGUCUUGGCCUCUACGUCUUCGCCAGAGCUUCAUUGUUCGCCAACUGCUUCGAGCUGACGCCAACCUUCCGGUCGCUUUUGCAGCGACCUACUGACCUGCGAUUGUUACCCGAAGAGACCUACCGGACAGAGAGACUCUCCACUAAAGAGCCGGAUGAGGAUGCAGCUAUGGUGAUCAACGAUAUGCCACAGAUGGCCACUUUUGUCUACGACUUGUACCGCAAAAAAGUCGAGGCCAUCGCCAAGGACCCCAAUGCGGAGAAGCCCUGGGCGAAGCCGAUCGAGCCCAUGCAGGAGGAUGUGAAGCAGCCGGUAGCGGAGGAAUCGGAUUCCGAGUCGUCGGAAGCGGAAGUGGAAGAGGUCAGGAUCAUCAAUGAAAUUGAAGAAGAAGAAGAAGCCUCUGGGCGAGAAACGAGACAGGAACCUGUCAAAAAGCAAAAGAAGAACGAAGAAGAAAAAGAAGAAGAAGAUGAAAAAGAAGAAGAGACGGCAACGGUGGCCUCCACUCAAGAGGAUCAAGACUCUUUAAGGAAAUGACUUUAAGAGAAGAAAGGAGGGGAGUGAAAUGAAAAGAAACGGAUGAGCGAUCAAUACAUUCAUUUUCCAACUAA
This is a messenger RNA of Daphnia magna, 4595 nucleotides long. Its product is annotated as RNA helicase aquarius. The transcript is spliced from 13 exons. Gene Ontology annotation, molecular function: helicase activity; mRNA binding. The record is from RefSeq and is a predicted model, not a curated record. The coding region runs from base 97 to 4521 and encodes 1474 amino acids. Gene Ontology annotation, cellular component: catalytic step 2 spliceosome. Lineage: Eukaryota; Metazoa; Arthropoda; Branchiopoda; Diplostraca; Daphniidae. Gene Ontology annotation, biological process: mRNA splicing, via spliceosome.